CCGGGGGGCGUCUGGGGAGCGGCCUCUGCCCGCACGGCCCCGUCCGGUCCCGCGCUGCCCUGAGCGGGGAGCAGCGCCCAGCGGGCAUGGAGGGGAUGCAGCAGGUGGUGGGGCGGGCCAGGGCGGCCUUCAGCUCGGGACGGUGCCGCCCGCUGGAGUUCAGGAUGCGGCAGCUGAAGAACCUGGAGCGGAUGGUGCGGGAGAAGGAGAAGGAGAUCGCGGCGGCCCUGCAGUCGGAUCUGCGCAAGUCUGGGCGCAACGCGUACACCCACGAGAUCCUGAACGUGCUGGGGGAGCUGGCCCUGGUCAUGGAGAAGCUGCCGUCGUGGGCAGCCCCGCAGCCGGUGAAGAAGAACCUGCUGACGAUGCGGGACGAGGCGUACAUCUACCCCGAGCCGCUGGGGGUGGUGCUGGUGAUUGGAGCCUGGAACUACCCCUUCGUCCUGGUCAUGCUGCCGCUGAUCGGGGCCAUCGCAGCAGGCAAUGCAGUGGUGGUGAAACCGUCAGAGGUCAGCGAACACAUGUCCCAGCUGAUCGCUGACAUCCUCCCCGAGUACCUGGAUCAGGAGCUGUACCCAGUGGUCACAGGAGGAGUGCCUGAGACAACGGAGCUGCUGACGCAGAGAUUCGACCACAUCCUCUACACUGGGAACAGCGCCGUGGGCAAAAUCGUGAUGGCAGCAGCUGCCAAGCACCUGACGCCCGUCACCCUGGAGCUGGGUGGGAAGAGCCCCUGCUACAUCGACAAGAACUGCGACCUGGCCGUCGCCUGCAGGCGGAUAGCAUGGGGGAAGUACGUGAACUGUGGGCAAACCUGCCUUGCCCCAGACUAUGUCCUGUGCGAGCCGUCCAUCCAGAGCCAGGUGGUGGAGUACAUUAAGGCGACUCUGCAGGAGUUCUACGGGGAAGAUGUGAAGAAGUCUCCAGAUUACGAGAGGAUCAUCAACAAGCGUCACUUCAAAAGGAUCGUGAGCCUGCUGGAAGGCCAGAAGAUCGCCCACGGUGGAGAGACGGAUGAGGCCUCCUGCUUUAUAGCACCCACCAUCCUGACGGACGUUUCUCCGGAGUCCAAGGUGAUGGAGGAGGAGAUCUUUGGCCCGGUGCUUCCGAUUUUGUCAGUGAAGGGUGUGGACGAAGCCAUUGAGUUUAUCAACAGUCGGGAGAAGCCCCUUGCCCUCUAUGUCUUCUCCAAUGACAAGAAGGUAGUCAAGAGAGUCAUCUCAGAAACCUCCAGUGGGGGCGUCACUGUAAAUGAUGUCAUCAUGCAUUUCUUCCUCUCAACCUUACCCUUUGGUGGUGUCGGGAACAGCGGGAUGGGCGCCUACCACGGCAAGCACAGCUUUGAGACCUUCUCCCACCUCCGUGCCUGCUUGAUCAAGGACCUGAAGAUGGAGGGUAUGCACAAAUUCCGGUACCCACCUAACAGCCAGAAGAAGCUGGAUUGGACCAAGUUCUUCAUUUUGAAGCAGUUUAACAAGGUCCGCUUGGGGCUGAUCUUCUUGGCCCUGCUGGGGGUUGUGGCAGCGGUGGUGAUAAAGAAUCACCAGUCUGUGCUGAAGAGAAAAGCUCUCUUGAUUGUGCUGGCUGUUCAGAGGCUGGGCUGGCUCAGUGGGUGUUAAGGAGAAGCAGGUUUCAGAGCACUGCUGUUGCUGUUACAGUGAGAUGGCUUACUACUGAAGAGAGGAGAAGGCACCAUAACCCGUGUGCAAGAUAUUCUGAGUGCUCACUUUGUGUCUGUUUCUUCAUGUCUUUUUUUCUUUUUUUUUUUCCUUUUGAGCUGGGUUAUUUCAGUGAGCUGUUGAGCACAAAGAGUAGCCCUGGAAAGGCACUAAACAGGGAGAAGCCUUGGACUCUUUUUUACUAAAAGGCCAUAAUGAAAGAAAGGGACCUUUGGGUACAAGCUUUCAAAAGGAAAACUGAAGAGCAAGAAAUACCAGUACCUACCACCACCCCGUGCCAUGCAGAGAACUGCUUCCAGGAACAUACACCCUGUGUCUUACACCAAACUGCUUAGCUUCCUUCAGUGACAAACAAGAGCUCACGUUUCAGCUGUAGCUGGGCUGACAUUGUUUUCCCUGCAGUUUUUGGGAUGGUUGCUCUUCUGUCGUGCUCCAAAGAGCCACCCUCUUAGUGACAAGUCUGAGACAGGCUGUGCUCCUGCUGUGCUGGCUAAUGAUUUGUGCCAAUAGCGAUGGUUAUGAAUAAACCAAGCUUGCCUUCUAAUUGAGGGGAAAUAUUUCUGGAUCCCUAUGAGCGAGAAUCAUCCAUAGCUGGUCAGGUGAUGUAGGCUGCCACCCUUUUUGGGGCUCUAGUUUUCAUCACAUGCCUGUUAACAAUUAUUUGACAAUUAGAAGAUAACAAAGAAGAUAUAUGCAUUGCUUGUGUUUUACUAAUAAGAAUAUCUUAUGCUUGUACAAAAAAAAAAACAACUUUGUGGCCUGUAGAGAGAAGUGGUAAUCAUGAAAAACCUGUUCCUGGUCAGAGUCCUUGAAGGGAAAACAAUUACAGAAAGUGCGUGUACUGCUUUGUGUUUGAGCUUCUGGGUCUGCUAUAAUCUUGCACUGGGUUAUAAUAUGGGACCUGUUCUAGCUUGGGGAGACAAUACUGGAGAAACUUGAGAUGAAAGGACCUAGUAAAUGUUGUUUAAAGAAAAUUUAAAAUGAUGAGAGGAAGAGGAUGUAAUUCUUAGAAAAUUGUAUUCGCUGUGCAAGAGGUGGGACUUCUUCAUGUCUGGUGAAAAUCCAUAUGAUAAGUAUUUUUAAUGAUAUGUUUUGCAAGUACAAAAUAAACUCUAUGAAUUUAAAUAAUGAA
This is a messenger RNA of Cygnus atratus (black swan), 2811 nucleotides long. RefSeq names its product aldehyde dehydrogenase family 3 member A2-like. Bases 87 to 1619 code for a protein of 510 amino acids. Gene Ontology annotation, biological process: aldehyde metabolic process. The record is from RefSeq and is a predicted model, not a curated record. Gene Ontology annotation, molecular function: aldehyde dehydrogenase (NAD+) activity. Gene Ontology annotation, cellular component: cytoplasm. NCBI's taxonomy places the organism in Eukaryota, Metazoa, Chordata, Aves, Anseriformes, Anatidae. The transcript is spliced from 11 exons.